Messenger RNA from Penicillium riverlandense, 1707 nucleotides. RefSeq lists its product as uncharacterized. Gene Ontology annotation, molecular function: ATP binding; protein serine/threonine kinase activity. The record is from RefSeq and is a predicted model, not a curated record. Gene Ontology annotation, cellular component: nucleus. Lineage: Eukaryota; Fungi; Ascomycota; Eurotiomycetes; Eurotiales; Aspergillaceae. Gene Ontology annotation, biological process: mitotic DNA damage checkpoint signaling; protein phosphorylation. Bases 1 to 1707 code for a protein of 568 amino acids. The transcript has a single exon.
AUGUCAUCCGACUCGUACGCUGAAAUAUGCAAAACGAUAUAUGCGCGAAUUAUGCGAAAGCUGGUGACAGGCCACGAGGAGAGACGUCGGUUUGCUCCGAUUGGAGCUACUCAAGAAGUGCUGCAGCCCAAGAUUCUGCGACGCUUUUUCCGCAGUCUUGAACUCGUUGCUGAUGAAACAACGGACGAAGUUGAUCUCAACGAGGACAGCCUGAUAAAACGGAUGGGCGAAAGAAAUCUUUAUAAUUUCCUCGCGAUUCUUAUCUUUGCCUCCUGCACUAUUGAUGCCGCUCGAACAUUCACUAUCAAGCUCUUAGCUCGGAAUUCAUGGCCGGAACAUCUUGGCACUCGACCAGCGGAGCGAAAAGAACUCAUAGAUUUGUUUGAGGAAGAAAUUACGCCAGACCAAUUUCUGUCCCAGCAGGCAUGUUUUCACCCUGUCGUGAUCGAAAACAAGAAAGAAGUCCAAAUUCAAAGCUUGGACCGUCAAUGUCUCCCUUAUUUGGAAGAGAGGUUGCGGGGGAAGGGGUCGUUUGGCACGGUUUACCAAGUCAAGAUUGCCAAAGGUAAUUUUCUCGACGCGGAAUUUGGUGCAAACAAAGAGCCCAAGGACAUUGCACGCAAAGACUACCAAUUCAGCAAGAAUCACCGACCGAAAGAAGAACACGAAAUCAUGAAAAAAAUCCUAGCUUCUGAUCGCACUUGUGCAAACAUCGUCGACAUCUACGGCAGCCUUGCUAUUGGCUUGACAAAGUACAUUGUCUUUAUGCCCCUCGCCAUUUGCGAUCUCAGAGCGUACAUGAUGGAAGAUCUCCGGAUCGGACCCAAUGCCAACAUGGAGAAGACAGCGAUCAUACUCUCCGCCUCGGGGCUUGCAGGAGGACUGGCGUUUCUCCAUCAUGAGAUGAGAACGGUGGAAGGGGAAGAGAUGGUCUGUUAUCACAUGGACCUCAAGCCGAGCAACAUUUUGAUCUUCCUCGAGGGAAAAGAAGAUCAUCAGCAAUUCAUUUGGAAGAUCAGUGAUUUUGGCAUGUCUCGUGUCAAGUUAAGGUCUAAAGGACAGAAAGGCACUCGCGAAAAGGAUUUUGACAGCUGGUUCGUCCGCUUCCAGAAGCCACAAGAUGCAUCAGCUCCCUCCGGAACCUUGAACAGGCGGGGCGAGGGUACGUAUCUGGGGCCUGAGUCUCUUGCUCCAACUCGAGAUAUGAGAACGGCCAACGAUGUCUGGUCCCUGGGGUGUGUCAUAAGCGUUGUAUUCGCGUACUUGGAGGAGGGUAGAUCGGGUGUGACCAAAUACCAAGAGCAGAGGUUAGAGUAUCGCAAUGCGGAGGGAUACGAUCGAUUCUUUAUCGCCAACGCAAGAUUCGGCUAUCCAAAAGUGCACCCGGAGGUCAGUCAAUGGCACCGCCAUUUGAUUAAGAAAGCGCGACAAAGGGACUCUAAGGAGGCAGACGCGGUGGAGUCAAUGCUGGGCUAUCUUGAGCGCAAAGUCCUCCUGCCGGAGCAGUCAAAAAGGUGCAACGUGAAGCAAUUGCAGGCCAAGCUGGUCGAAACCUACCAGAAGUACAGGGACUUGAAGGACAUAUCGAAUGAACAUACACCGGAAGACCAAUCUGGUAUGAGCGGGGCGCCAUGGAAUAAGAUCAUAAGUAGGCAGCAUCUGCCCUGGAAGCAAAAUGGCCACAACAGGCGGAAGACACAACAAUAG